UUGUUUUUAUCUCAAUGUCAGGGAGUGGUUGUCUAUUUGUUCCCCCCUUGAUCCUUAUUUUCAAGUGUUCUUAUCGUCUUUUUCUGGUGUGCUUGUUGUUUUUGUACUACUAAGUAGCAUCCAUCGAACGAGUGUCGCAGAGAAUGUUUGAUACUAUAUUCUGACAUAUUUUUGCUGAUGAGGUCUAAUGUUUGGCCCUCUGUUUCCUCGGCCUUGGUUAUCCAUAAUGCUUUUGAAUAUGGCGAAUGGAGAAGUUCAAAUCACCCAGCCCACCCAGCUUUUGCCAUAUUAUUACACACCCUGAAAAUUUAGUGUCCAAUACGAUUCGUUCUUCCUCCAUGUAGUUGAGCAACAAAUUUGUGUCCUCCCGCCACAUGAACACAACAUCCAAAUUCUCUGAAUGAUCAGUAUAGGAAGUUUCAUAGACAAAAGACAUAGAAACUCAACAUAUUUUUCUAGUAAGGUUAGAAAAAAAUGUCACCAUACUACAUUAGACUUGGUCCAAAUGACAUUCUCCUAAAAUUGAAGGUACUUUAACAACAUAUAAACGUUUAGUCUCCCAAAUUUUCUCUCAAAAUGUACACAAAGAAUGUUCAUGUAUGGAUUUCUAUUAAUGCCUCUAUGCUCCACCCAAGUGUGUUAAUCAAGGAAUUUCAAGUAGUGUUCAACCAUAAGAUGCUCUACCAUAGAUGCUGUGGUCGAAACUUCAAUAAUUGAGGCAUGGACAUGUUUUGAGGAUAGGGUACUUGGGACAAGUGUCUCAACACUCUUGGCAGAUUCUUGACGUUGCCUCUGAUUUAAAUUGCUAGAAUAUAGCUAGUGUCUGGACACUAGUUGUAGAUAUCGUAUAAGCAUUCUGACUUGUUUGGAGUAUGUCAAUGUUUAGUAGCUUUUUAGCUUGGUUUUGUAUUCUACAUGGUUGGAUGUGAAAUAUGGUAAUAGAAGACAAAAAGAUCCCAACUAGACAAAAAGAAAAAAAAAAUAUAUAUCAAACAUUGAAAAGAAGUACCUAAGAAAUAACCUAUGUUGGACUAAAAUAAUAAUUUAACCAAAAACAGAACAACAAAGAACUUAGGGACGGCAUUACAUUGAAAUUUAUGAAGAAAAAAAAAAACUCCGGACCUCUAUGUUGUUAUGUGGACGAAAACGUGCGGUAGCUAUAAAUUAGAAUGAGGGCGGAAUAUGAGGCGAACAGUUGGUGUGUGAAAACCAGAAGUCCUAAAAUGUGUGCAUGGAGGUAACGUGUCCGGCCAAGGCGCAUCAGGAGUUGGUAUUCCCUGUUGUACGUCCUCCACAUGGCCUUCCAUAAACUUGGUCAACAACUAACCCUUUUAAACACGAGUUCAAUCCGAUCCCCAUCUGCUCACGAUCCAAAGAAAUGGCUUUCAGACCCUCUCCCACCUCUGCGUGGAAAUCAAUGCUUAGGACCCAAGGGAAGCGUCGGUUAGCGUCGUCCAGCACCGCUUCCACCAUUGAAAAUGCUGCUACGUCUUCUAAGGGCAGUCCGAGUAGGAGCGAGUACAUGAAGGGUGAGUACGCCCCAGUCUACAUUGUGUUGGGGUUCGUAGGGAUUGUUUUGAUGAUGGGAACCCACACGGCGAAGCAGCAGCUGCUGCAUUCCCCGGUGGUCAAUGUGAGCAAGAAGAAGAGGGAGAGCAUCUCGGAGGUGGAGGAGCCCGACACCGUCAUCAAUUCCGCCGACAAGUUUAUCAACAAAUCCAUUCUUAGGAAGGUGGCCCACAUCCAGGACAACACCAAGACUGCGUAGCCCCCUUAUGCUGACACUCCCAAAACUGCUGGAGUGGGUGGAUCCUGCCCGGCGUUGAACAACCCCUUGUGUGUAAGCAUUUGAAUGUCUUCAUUUCUUUACUUCUGAUUCCCACCAAUGUGUGUGUGUGUGUGUAUAUAAUGGGCCCUUCUGGUUCUGGAUCUCUUCCCUUUGUGGUGUUGGAUGGAGCAGACUAGGUCUAGGCAUGAGGCCCUCGGUUCUGUGUUUUUUUUUUUUUUUUCAUGUAUAAUAAAACCAAUUGGACUUCCCCAAAUUGGGACCUUGGAAUUGUUUUCAUCUAUCUUCAUCUUCGAUUCUCUCUUCUUCUUCCAUUCAUUUUAUCAUUGGAGUGAAUCUGAUUUUAAGACGACAGAGCAAAGUACUCUUAAAACCAAACUUGCACCAAUUCUAAUGGAUCCAUUUGGGAGACUCAGUAGAGAAAUGUACUAGAGGGUAGAGGCUAAUAUUUGUAGCUCACACUCAUGCAUCAAAAGUUGAGUGUAGCCUAUUCAUGCAUGAACCACGAGAGCUUCACCUUCAAGUAGCUUGCAGGGUGUUGUGUUAUAUAAAAGGAAAUCUUAUCAUUUUCUUGCAUGGGAAGCUUACACCACAGGUGACUAUUGGAUAGUGGAAAAAAGAUCUACUUUGGAGGUAAUUUGGAUGACGUAUAGGUUUAAAAAGUGUACUCUAGAAUUAGAAUUUCGAGCUUUUGCUCAAGGAUUUUGCGAACUCUUAUGGUUGAAGUUAAGCUUUGAUGACUUACAUAUAUAGGGUUUUAGAAAAGGUUUGAUAGAUGGUAACAUUUAUGUCCAUCAUUUUGAAGAAGAGUCUUUGGAUGAAGUAAAAUUGUUCCCACUACAAAGCAUUAUUCCUAUUCAAGCCAACCACUUCGUUUUCACUUUUAACGAGUUUUUGCUUUGCUUUGUUGGGACUCAAAGAACUGUACCAUUAGGAUAUCAUUACCCGUUUGAUGUAUUUUAGGUGAUAUGAUCAAAUUUGCUUAACAAGCAGCUCCUCCAAGAUAAAUUCCCGAAAUAUGACUAAUUUGAAAAGGUCGAUUGAGAGUUGUUUGGAGUGCUAUAUGGCCUAACGUGGUGCUGUUCUGAUAAAACUCUCCAUCAUUUUAAAAAGUGUUUGGAAUAAUGUUAAAGAUAAAAGAAAAGCAAAAGAAAAAAGAAACGAGACACAUUCUUGGAUGUCAAGACAAGUUUUAUUCAUGCAACCAAAACCAAAUAUUGGUGCUGCCCCUCUAUGUUGUUGUAUAUAUCCAUGAGGGUUGAGGAAUGAAGGUGCAAAUUUGGGUAGCAGCAAUGGAGAAACAGCCACCGCUGUCCAUCAAACUUAUUAGAGAUGACAAUGUGGAUAAACCUGACGACAUGGUUAUUCAGGUGAUGGAGUGUCUGAAUGAACCUGGGUUGGAUUCUCCUACCAACAAACAUUCUAUCUACAAACUACCAUUCUUCAUGAGACAAACUCACUCCGAAGCUUUCAACAAAGCUUUCGAUCCCCAGGUGGUGUCAUUUGGGCCAUACCACCAUGGGAAGAAACAUUUGUCGCCCAUGGAACGGCAAAAGGCUAAAGCGUUCAACACUCUUAAAACCAGAGGACUGCCCGUUGAAGCCAUUGUGAGGGAGGUGUCCACCAUUUUGGAUGACCUCUUGGAAUCAUACGAUAGGCUUGAGGAAGAAUGGACGCAAGAUCCCGGGAAGUUCUUGAAGCUCAUGAUUGUGGAUGGGUGUUUCAUGCUGCGAUUGUUCUGCGACUGCCCUGCAUCUCUAAUUAACAUGAAGAUGGAUAUAAGGCUGGAAACGCUGCUGCUUGAGAACCAGCUACCCUUGAAGCUUCUGCAUAAGCUGCAUUCUAUAGCAGGCCCUAUCUUCAUAUCAGAAGGCGAUGAUGAGCGACCACUCCAGGAGCUGAUUUGCAAUUGGUUGGGCAUCUCCCAGAAAGAUCUGCUCGAUGAAUUCUUGCACAUUUUGGACUUGUAUAAGGCCUCAUUAUUGUGUCCUCCGAUAGACCGGACGAAGUGGUGUGAGAAGGGGGAGCUUUCAGGCGCGGAGUUUCAAGUCAUUCCGCCCGCAACAAAGCUUCAUGAAGCGGGGAUCAAAUUCAAGAUGAGCCAGACGAAGAGCCUUAAGGACGUGAUUUUCGAUGAAGUAGAAGGCGUGUUGAGUCUGCCGAUGUUGAUGGUGGACGACAACACUGAGUCCACUUUCUUAAACGUGAUGGCAUUUGAGAAACUCCACGUUGAGGGUGCAGCCCAAGAAGCGCCUUCCCUCAUCACGUCUUUCGUGAUCUUGAUGAGUAAUUUGAUAGACGACGAGAGAGAUGUGGCGCUGCUAUCCUCCAAGGGUACGUUGGCAAAUGCGCUUGGGAAUGACAGAGAAGCGGCAGAGUUGUUCAGUCGGCUGGGGAAAGGGGUGGCUAUGGGUCCCAACAGGCACAUGAUGGCGGUGCACAAGAUGCUGAAUGACUACUGCAAGGAGCCCUGGAAUGAACGGUGCGCAACUCUGAAGCACCAAUACUUUCAAAACCCAUGGACCGUCAUCUCCUUAACCGCUGCUAUUUUUGGUUUCCUCAUCCUAAUCCUCCAGGCCAUCUACCAACUUCUUGAUUACUACAAGAAGGACAAAAAGAAAUAAUACAAGGAGGACAAAAAGAAAUAAUACUAACUUCGUCCACACCACCUACCACUUUCGCAUUUCUUGAUUACUCCUUUGUAUUUUCGAUAAUGUUUUUAUGUGGGUUUGACUUAUAAAAAUAAUUAUAAUAUCUGACUUUGUAUUUUCGA
This is a messenger RNA of Cucurbita moschata (crookneck pumpkin), 4559 nucleotides long. RefSeq names its product UPF0481 protein At3g47200-like. Lineage: Eukaryota; Viridiplantae; Streptophyta; Magnoliopsida; Cucurbitales; Cucurbitaceae. The transcript has 6 exons. The coding region runs from base 3052 to 4410 and encodes 452 amino acids. The record is from RefSeq and is a predicted model, not a curated record.